GCCGUACACAAGGUGUUUGCUGGAGUUGCCAAAAGUAUCUGUCACUCAUAUACGGAGGAUCGUCAGCGCAUCCAGUACGACACCACGUAGCAAACUGGAUAAAGGCUUCAAAUUCUACGUGUCGUCAUAUCUUUGCAACUUUGUAUUAGGUAAAAACAGGGAGACACAUGAGAUCUCUGUGAGAGCCCAAUGAUGAAAACAAAGCCACCACACCAGCUGAGAAUCUACACUUUACAAGGGCAACAGCGGUGAGCUACCAGACCCAUCAACCCUCAACCCACUACCUGCCUAUGCUGACAUGGAACCAGACUCUCUUCCCCUUAUGUGCAGAAUGAACAUCACAUCCGACACACCACUCGUUGACUCCAUUUUUGGCAAGGUACAAACUGGCAGUAUCCUGUCAUAUCAACACCCACCACCUCCACCUGACAGUGUUGUCAUCCAUGAGGAUGCACCACCAUUCCCAAAAGUGCCACUGGGCAGUUACCAUUUACAGCCAACAGACUGUAAGUACGAGCCAACGGAUCAAGAAAAGCUGCACCUCAGUUCACUGCCUGUGACUUUGUCACAGUCACACCUUAUUGAGAUGCCAAAGUGCAACACCCGAGUGGCAUUCACUGAGGAAGGAGACAGUGACUGCUUCACGUUUCCGGGAAGCAAGCCAUGUUAGUGGUACAAGCUCUGCAGAAAAACUGGCUGAAAGAAUCAUCAGAGGGACAAAACACACUACACUAAUGAAAAGGUGGCUGGAGAUGGAAGCAGGUGCAUUGAAGGACUAUGCAGUUCUAAAAAAUCUAAAUUGGACUAAGUGUGGGCUUGUCAUUCAUCCGGAUGCACCUUGGCUGGGUGCAAUGCCUGAUGGGCUUGUAUAUGACCCACUUGAGCGACCAUCAUUUGGUCUGGUUGAAAUUAAAUGCCCAAAUGUAGCAAGCUAUGUAGACUGCAAGUUCCUGAGAGCUGACCAUGGCCUACAUAAAUUGAAGGAAAGCCAUUGUUAUUAUUGGCAAAUCCAGGGACAGUUACUCAUCACAGGCAUGGCAUGGUGUGAUUUUUUAAUCUGUGCCCACGAUGACAUUUUUGUGCAGCGCAUUUCCCGAGACAGCACUGUGUUAAGCUCCCUGAAAGACAGAUGUGAAUGGUUUUUCUUUAACACAUACAUGUCAAUAUACCUUUCUGAAAAGUAACUGAACAGACUCAUGAAUUCUUGCAUGUGUCCUCUUUCUGAAAAGAAACUGAACCACAUGAAUUCUUGCAUUAUUGUACAUUCAUUUAUUUUGUCAACUUUCUUAUUUACAAUAUUGUAAUAUUAAUUGUCACAUAUAAAAAUGGAAACAUAUCAAAUUAUAACAUUGAAAAAUACAUGAAUUUCAUAACAUACUUCAUCACAUGUGUUCAUUUUGUGUGAGUGUUUGUGUUAAAGGGAUGUUUAGGUGUAAGUUUAAACCAUGUGACACUGAGUAAGAGUGUUCACUUUAAAAUAGCCAUCCAGCUUGAUCUCUUGGGGGGGGGGGGGGGGUCUUAAUCGGUGUUACGGUGUGUUAGACCAUGGAUUAAAUUUACACUGGAAUAUCACUGUAAGUUUUCAUGAGUGUUCAUUUUAGGGUUGGGAGGAAAACUUUUCCACAAAUGACAUCUGUCCAUUUCUGCAGCAGCACCAAGAUCCUCCCAGUGGCAUUGGCAGCUCCCUCUUGACCUCAGCUGUGACCCCCCUCCCCCACCUGACCUCAGGGUUAAUGUCACUGGCCCCGCCCAGUCCACAGAAGCCCCGCCCCCCGUGGUCUGUGACUGUGAGAACCUGAACAUGAUGAAGAUGCUGAAGGUGAUGAAGAUGCUGCUGCUGUUUGGACUCUGCUGCUCAGGUGUGGUCAAAGCGUCAGAGCUGGCCUUUCUCAAAGAGCCCAGUGAUGUCAUCGCAGUGAGGGACCGCCCCCUGAUGCUGGACUGUCAGGUGGAGGGGGAGGGGCCAAUCUCCAUCACCUGGAGACGGAAUGGCGUUCCCGUGGAGACUGGCGUCCGGGCGGUGGUGCUUGGUAACGGGACGCUGCUCAUCAGGAACUUCUCCAAGAGACGAGAGGGUAACGAGACGGGUGCCGGCGAGUACGACUGCGCCGCACAGAACCACUACGGGAUGUUGAUCAGCCGCAAGGCUCGAGUCCAGCUGGCCUCACUCCCCAAGUUCCUGUCUCACCCUGAGUCUGUGGCGGUGGGGGAAGGGGGUGUGGCCAGACUCACCUGUCAGGUAAAUGGAAUCCCAGAAGCCAACAUCACGUGGCAGAAAGACCAACGCCCCCUGAGCACCGCGGACCCCAGGUACACGCUGCUGCCCAACGGCGUCCUGCAGAUCACCGCCGUCCGGCAGACAGACAGCGGCUUGUUUCGCUGCGUCGCCUCAAACAUCGCCAACACACGAUACAGCCACGAGGCCCAGCUGUCUGUCACCGUUUCAGGAUCCAGGACCUACAGAGAGCCCGUCAUCCUGUCUGGUCCUCAGAACCUCACCAUCAACGUCCACCAGACGGCCAUCUUGGAGUGCAUUGCUACAGGAAACCCGCGUCCUAUUGUGUCCUGGAGUCGCCUCGAUGGGCGGUCAAUUGGCGUGGAGGGGAUCCAGGUGUUGGGAACAGGUAACCUGAUGAUCUCUGAUGCCACGCUGCAGCACUCAGGAGUCUACGUCUGCUCAGCAAACAGACCAGGAAGCAGAUCGAGGAGGACGGCGCUCGGACGCCUCGUCGUACAAGCUCCUCCGGAGUUCGUCCAGUGGCCUCAGUCCGUCUCGAGACCAGCAGGGGGCAGCGCCGUCUUCAGCUGCACGGCGUCUGGCGCCCCUGAGCCACAUCUCAUCUGGCUGAAGAAUGGAAAACUGCUGACGCCGAGCGGCAACGUCAAGCUGACCAACGGGAACACGACUCUGGCCAUCACCCGGAUCACCCCCGAGGAUGAGGCCAUAUAUCAGUGCAUCGCAGAGAACAGUGCCGGCACCAACCAGGCCAGCGCCCGCCUCGCCAUCAGCCAGGGACCCGAGCUGCCCGAGGCCCCUGCCGGCCUCCAGGCCACGCCCCUCGGCCCCAGCAGCCUGCAGCUGACCUGGGAACAGCCGACCGACGCCAACCAGCAGAUCAUCGGAUACGUCCUGCACAUCAGGCGACUCGGAGAGCCGGACAGCGCGGAGCUGCAGGAGGCCGUCAGCAAGACGACCUUCAGACACGAGGUCGACAACCUGGAUGCAGCCACCACCUACUCCAUCUACCUGAAGGCUUACUCUGCUCUGGGAGGAAGUCAGCAGUCCAACACCAUCACUGCCACCACCAAGGGAGGAGUUCCCAGCUCUCCCAGUUUCUUCACUACAGUUCUGAACCAGACGGCCAUGCAGGUGUACUGGGAGCUGCCCAGUAAGGCAGGGCAGCUGGAGGGCUUCAGACUGGAGUACCGCAGGGUUUCCAACCCAGACAUCCAGGGACAGGAGACCUUCCCAGCACACAUCAACACACACACCAUCUCACACCUGGAGCCGGCAGAAGUUUAUGAGAUCCAGCUGGUGGCGUUUAAUGGGAAUGGAGACGGACCGUCCAACCGGCGCCUGGUGUCUCUAAUUGAGGGAACAAAGACUGCUGCAGGUGGUCCAAGCUGCAACUGUGAUCAGAGCAACGGCUCCGUGUCCACCCUGCUGGUCGGAGUCCACAGUGGGCUCGCCUGCAUCCUCUGCUGCCUGCUCUUCAUCCUGCUGGGCUACAGACGCAGUCUCUUUUGCAGGAAGGAGGUCAGCUGGGUGACUCCGCCCACCCUGAAUGGUGUCGGAGGUCCUAAAGGUCACACACCUGAGAGCAUCGAGCUGAACCAGAGGUCUGACCCCACCCCUCCUCCAGUGAUGGUCAUGGUUGAACCGACCCAGCCCAGCACAAGCACCGGAUAACACGAGACACACCUCCUCCUCCUCCUCCUCCUCCUCCUCCUCCUCCUCCUCCUCCUCCUCCUCCUCCUCCUCCUCCUCCUCCUCCUCUUCCUCCUCCUCCUCCUCCAGCCUGUGGCCUCCUCUCCUCCUGACAGCCUUACAGCCGCUCCAGCCUUUAUGAAUGAGUGAUGAGAGUUUAUUGAUAUAUAAUUGAUUUAGAUGUUGAGUCUGUGUGAGGAACUUCCUGCGAGCGUCUGAUUCAGCAUGGGAACAAAAACCUUCCAAUGCCUCGAGCACGUCAGAGUCUUGACUGCAAUUCACGAUGACUUCAGACAGAAACCAAAGCUGAAUUCUCCUGAUCUGAUCUUUAAAGUUAUCAUUUGUCUGAACACGACUGCGGUAACACGACUGCGGUGACAAGAUUGGUUCCCCUGUUGUAUCAGAUGCCGACGCCACAGCUUCCUGGAUGCUUCCUGUUGUAACCAAAACCUUUUUCCUUAAGUUUGGGGUUAUUUUGAGUUUGUCACCAUCGGUGCCGAGAUUCUUGAGACGAUGAAGCCUUCCACUGGUCUGACCAGAGACGGGGUCCUCAGAUAGACCUACCUGAGCAGGUGUGGGUCCUCUGAGGAUCAGAGCCAAAGGGAUGAUGCUCUGGUCAGCAGGUGACUGUGGAGGACGUUAGCUUCUCUGCUCUGCUUUAGCUUCAGGGUUUGUUUGUCUCACCGAGUUUGCCUCCAGUCAGGAUGCAGAGGAAGUCAACAGCUGGCUGUUCUCCUCCUCCUCUCUCCUCCUCUCUCCUCCUCUCUCCACCCCUUCCUCCUCCUCCUCCUCCUCUGACUCUCUACCAAACUCUGUACCUCCAAAGCGAGCUACCUCGAACUUCACGCCAAACGCCUUCAUGUGACUGUCAGCAACCUGCUGCUGGUCAAGCUAACCUACCUCAAACCAAAAGGCUCCUCCGGGGCCACGUUGCUGAUGUCUUGUGCCUGAUCGUGAUCCAGAACCCGUUCAGACUCUGAAUGUUACUGGUCUGAACCUCCAGUGAUGGAUCAGUCCUUCAUCCUUAAAGACAAGCAGAAACCACAGAGGACCUCAGAUAUCUUUUGCUUGUACUCUUGUUUGACUUCCUGUCUGACUUCAACAGAGUCCUCCAGUGCUGCUUACAGGACCCAAGUCCUGAUCCAGAUCUUUGUUCCAACAGACUCGGAGACCUGCAGGGUCUGGGGAGGGCAGUCCGGAGCUACAACAGAAACCUGAUCCAGGUUUUCAGGUCCCAAAGUCACCUGUCGGCUGCACCUCUCAUGUUUUGGGCGGUGUUAAUGAGCCCAGUAAUGAAACCUGAUCCAGGUCUGAGUGUUCAGGUCUAAAGUUAUUUUGAGUCCUGACCUUUAAAUCCAAAACACUCCCCAGAGCUUUUCUUCUGCAAGAGAACAGAGAUCAGCCUCUAGAGUCCAAGAACUGACAUCAGUCCAAAAACCAUGUCCAGGUCCUCCAAAGAGUCACUGAUCUGUUGGAACGUUUGGGUCCUGAAGCUCACCUGAGAUGUUGGAGGACGACUGUGUCCUGGUCGUCAUGGAGACGUCGCCUCCUCCUGAGCAGAACUGAUGAGUCAGUCGACACCUGAGGACGACCAGAUGGACCAGUAAAGUUUGGAUACUGUGGACGUCUCAGUGUGAGAUGUCUAGUCCUCGUCUGCCUCAAGUGUUUCAUGUUUUAUUUUUGCAGAGGCGGCCACUUCCUGUCACCUGGCUGCAGGUGUGUGCAGCCUCGUCAGUUUAAACUGAGCUGAUGUUUCUAAAGUCUUCGUGUCGACGAACAGCAGCUUGUAGCUCUGUAGUUUCAGCCAAACUUCCAAAUAUUCUUUAAAACAAGCUGAAGGACGUCCAAAGAGAAAAAAGUUUCACCGUUUUCAAAAUGUUUGUUUUCAUUUCCUGUUUCCAGAGAAGAAGAACAAACUGGACCAAAAUAAAUCCGCAGAUCAGUACUGAACACGAUAAAUGUAUAUUUUCAUACAUUUGAGUAUGAAGAGUUCAAUGAGCCAAAAAAAAAAAAAAUGAUGAUAGAAACACUUUGACCAAAAGCUGAAGAGCAAACCUCAGUCUGUGUUCUGUGAAGCCGACACCGGUCCUCCAGAACAAAGACCCGAGGACCGGUACAGUACUGUAGAAAUACUACGUGUGCUGCAGAACUCACUGACACUUCAGUGAGCUCUUCAGCCAUCGAGUCCCUUCAGCUAGACUCACGUUGCGUCAGACGGACCGGGCCUGUUCAGGGUCGAAGGUCAGAGGUGACGUCAGAUCGAGCUGCUCUCAAACCAGUCGAGUGUCUUUGAACAGACUAAAAGUUUUAAUGUCGGCUGAUCUUCUUUCUUCUUUCAGUUCUCGUUUUUCUGUUGCUGCCAUUCAGCUCUGAAAAUGAAAUUCUGCCAAAAUGAAAAUGUUUUUGUAUUAUUGAUAAUAAUAUUAUAAUUAUUACAAACUGACCUUUGUUGGACUUUUUUCUGAUGAUGUUUGUUGGCAGCUGAAUGAUGUAAAGAUGCUUUUGAAUUGUAGAAACGUGUUUUCGGCUGAAGGUAGACAUAUUAAACUGGACGUUAGCCAUAUUUAAUAAUAAUAAGCCAUCCAUGUGAUUUCUGAGCCAUAUUACACAAUGUUUUAUAUAAAGAGCUGAUUUAGAUAGAAUUCAUUCUGCCUCUGCCUGUCGACACGCUGUAGGAUCGUAGAGACUAGAACCAAUGAGAGAAGUGAUGCUUUAAUAUUUCUGAUUUCUUUUCUCUUUAAACAUUUUAUUUUCAUUAAUGUGUGAACAAAAAAAGAAAAGCGUCCCGAAGCUUUAAACAGAACAGAUGGGACUGUUCUCACACUGAAGAGUUCAUGUAGACGGGUUAGUGAAGACGAGUCGUUCUUUGUAUCUGAAUUGUUUCCUCUCUGAUGUUUAGACGAAUGAAAACCAAAUAAACCUGAAGUA
Molecule: messenger RNA, 6856 nt
Organism: Acanthopagrus latus (yellowfin seabream)
Lineage: Eukaryota; Metazoa; Chordata; Actinopteri; Spariformes; Sparidae
Product: immunoglobulin superfamily DCC subclass member 3-like
Exons: 18
Coding region: 1802-3910 (702 amino acids)
Biological process (GO): axon guidance; cell-cell adhesion
Cellular component (GO): plasma membrane; axon
Molecular function (GO): protein binding
Source: RefSeq, a predicted model, not a curated record